Messenger RNA from Ceratotherium simum simum (southern white rhinoceros), 2181 nucleotides. The record is from RefSeq and is a predicted model, not a curated record. NCBI's taxonomy places the organism in Eukaryota, Metazoa, Chordata, Mammalia, Perissodactyla, Rhinocerotidae.
AUGGAGGUGCACUGGCGGGCCGUGUGCAUGGAGCGGCUAGUUAUUCAGUGUGCAGGGUGUUUGAACAGAAUUGAAGAGGAGCAAGAGGAAGCAGUCUUUCAUGAAGUGGUCAGUUUUACCCCCGAUCCUUUGCCAGUUAGAUAUUAUGACAAGGACACCACCAAGCCCAUCAGCUUUUACUUGUCGUCGCUGGAGGAGCUCUUGGCAUGGACGCCCAACAUGGAGGACGGCUUUAACGUGGCCUUGGAGCCCUCCGAGUGUCGCCAGCCUCCUCUAAGCAGCCACAGGCCCCGGACCUUGUUGUGCCAUGACAUGAUGGGCGGGUACCUGGAUGACAAGUUUAUUCAGGGCUCAGCAGUGCAGAAUCCCUAUUCCUUCUACCACUGGCAGUACAUUGACAUCUUUGUGUACUUCAGCCAUCACACGGUCACCAUCCCCCCAGUAGGCUGGACCAAUGCUGCCCACAGGCAUGGAGUCUCUGUGCUGGGCACUUUCAUUACCGAGUGGAAAGAAGGCGGGCAGCUCUGCGAAGCCUUCCUGGCCGGGGACGAGCGCUCGUACCAGGCGGUGGCUGAUCAGCUGGUCCUGAUCGCCCAGUUUUUCCGAUUUGACGGCUGGCUGAUCAACAUUGAGAACUCUCUGAGUCUGGCUGCAGUGGGGAACAUGCCCCAUUUCCUUCAGUACCUGACCACUCAGCUACACCAGCAGGUCCCAGGGGGCUUGGUGCUCUGGUAUGACAGUGUGGUGAGCAGUGGGCACCUCAAAUGGCAAGAUGAACUGAACGACCACAACAGGGUUUUCUUCAAUUCCUGUGAUGGCUUCUUCACCAACUAUAACUGGCAGGAGGAGCAUCUGGAGCGUAUGCUGGGGCAGGCUGGGGAGCGCCUGGCUGACGUGUACGUGGGCGUGGACGUGUUCGCCCGGGGAAAUGUCGUAGGGGGCCGAUUUGACACAGACAAGUCACUGGAGCUGAUCCGGAAGCAUGGAUUCUCGGUGGCUCUCUUUGCUCCUGGCUGGGUGUACGAGUGUUUGGAGAAGAAGGAUUUCUUCCAGAACCAGGACAAGUUCUGGAGUUUGCUGGAACGCUAUCUGCCCACACACAGCAUCUGCUCCUUGCCCUUUGUCACUUCUUUCUGCCUGGGCAUGGGGACUCGAAGAGUCUGCUAUGGCCAGGAGGAGGCGGUGGGGCCCUGGUACCACCCGAGCGCCCAGGAAAUCCAGCCCCUGUUUGGAGAGCACAGGCUGGAGGGGGAUGGACGGGGCUGGGUGAAGACGCACUGCUGCCUGGCGGACGCCUGGAAUGGGGGCAGCUCCCUGCUUAUCCGGGGGGCCAUUCCGCCCGAGGUUGGAGAUGUGGCUGUGAGGUUAUUCUCCCUGCAGGUCCCGGUGCCACCCAAAGUCUUCCUGUCCAUGGUGUACAAGCUCGAAGGGCCUUCAGGCGUCGGGGUGGCCCUGGAGCUCACCACAGGGAGUGCGGGCAGCUGUCACAUUGGUGGCAUCUCAGCCUUGAACGCAGAAACAAGCUCAAGGUACAGCCCCCGACCCCUCCGGGUGCCCCCUACCAAGCUGGCCAGAUGGGUGGGCCGCUGCGGCCAGCAGUUCAGCGGGGGCUGGGUCCAGCGCUGCUACGAAGUGAACCUGCAGGGCUGCCUCCUGCAGGACCUCUUCAUUAGUUUCUCACGGCCUCUGGGCAGCCAGGAGGAGAUGGACUUUGUCUGUCGCCUUGGAGAGAUCCAGGUGGUGGACGCCAACAGCCUGCUGACCCCUCUACCCCGGGUGCAGGCUGUCACUAUCUCCCAUGUGUGCUGGCAGCGGGCCACCUCUGACGGGGAGGCGCCCCUUGCCGGGCUCCAGCUCAGCUGUACCCUGCACUGGUCCUACCUCGUCUCUCACGUCCGAUGCUUCCGGAUCCACUGCUGCAGGGGGACAGCCGGCUGCUCUCCCAACAGGGGGCCCUUGGGGCCAGAGAAGCCCACGCUCCUGGGCCUGGCUUUUGUCAACCAGUAUCGGGUAGUGGACCUGGUGGUGGCAGCUGCAGGGCCUGGCCAGGAUGGCCGUGUGGAGUUCCUGGUGGAGCCUGUCCCCAAGGAGGGCUUUCUGGUGCCACAGGCUGAGUGGGGCAGAGCGGCCAUGCUCUACUCUGCGCCCCGCUCGUGAGCGGACAUUAAAGCACAGUCUUCC